UCUUAUGCUUUUUUCUCCCUUAACAGUCUUAAAGCUCCACCUCUCUCUCUCUCUCUCUCUCUCUCUCUCACCCUAUCCAACUACCUUUUUCAUGUCCACCCAAAAUCAAAAAGAAAAAACCGUAAACCCAUCAAAACAACUCCCACAAGAGGACAUUGAAAAACACAAUUUAGCGCGACCCAAGAGCCAGGCCACGACGACGACGACGACGACGACGACGACGACUGCGCGUCACCGAGUCCCGUUCUCAUCUACCCCGUCCGUCCGUCCGUUCGUUCCAACCCAUCCAUCCCUCUAG
This is a messenger RNA of Periconia digitata, 298 nucleotides long. NCBI's taxonomy places the organism in Eukaryota, Fungi, Ascomycota, Dothideomycetes, Pleosporales, Periconiaceae. The record is from the annotation of a GenBank genome assembly.